This is a messenger RNA of Dentiscutata erythropus, 300 nucleotides long. NCBI's taxonomy places the organism in Eukaryota, Fungi, Glomeromycota, Glomeromycetes, Diversisporales, Gigasporaceae. The record is from the annotation of a GenBank genome assembly.
UAAUAUAGAUGCUUUUAGUUAUCAACAUAACCUUCGUGUAGGAAAUGAAUUUGAUGAUUGGCCAUCUGUUGAUAGUAUUACUCGUCGCAAGUCCUUUCGCUGUUCAUCAAGUGGUACUUAUGAACCUCGGAAAGCAAUUGAUCAAAAUUCACAUCGUAUACGGGGUACCACAAAAAUGAAUUGUGGAUGGUAUUGCACCUUUAUACUCUCAAAAACUGCGUAUCUUGUGAAAUGCAUAACAUUAAAAGAUAAACAUAAUCAUGAAGUGAAUUCCGCCCGAGUAUUUGAUAUUAUUGCUAG